AUGUCUCAAGUCUUUCCAUUCUUCUGCCUCCCUCGAGAAUUGCGCGACAACAUCUAUGCAGAAGCUGGAGGCAUUGACGUGAGGUGCAACACUGUACUUCCUCGCUCAAAAACCAAGGACGACGCCGAAAUGAACUUCCUGAUCGUACUAGCGACCGCCACUUCCAGGCCUAGGCCGAAUCUGCUCCUCGUAUCUCGUGCUUUCGGCGUCGAGAUGAGGAAGUUCCAGGUUAAUUUUAAGGAAGCGCUCGAUGAUGAGAGCCCCGUUCUUGCACCUUUUUUCAACGUCCGCGAACCCUUCCAGCCUACUCCCGUCGAGAUCCAGCGCCACGCCUUCUUCGACGAAACUAUGCUAGAAAACGAAGCCAGAUAUAUCAUUCAGUGGUCUGGGCUCAACCGGAUCACCUACGAAGCGACGUUGGCGGCUAAAGAGGGCAGUUUCUGGGGUCUCGAUCUGGAUGUGCACGAUCCUGGUGUUGUCGCUACCGACUUUGGGGCAUACGUGCAGGCGGCGGAAGUGGAGUUCGAUCACGAAUUUGAUUGA
Molecule: messenger RNA, 543 nt
Organism: Zasmidium cellare ATCC 36951
Lineage: Eukaryota; Fungi; Ascomycota; Dothideomycetes; Mycosphaerellales; Mycosphaerellaceae
Exons: 4
Coding region: 1-543 (180 amino acids)
Source: RefSeq, a predicted model, not a curated record